Messenger RNA from Setaria italica (foxtail millet), 854 nucleotides. RefSeq lists its product as uncharacterized. The transcript has a single exon. The coding region runs from base 15 to 674 and encodes 219 amino acids. NCBI's taxonomy places the organism in Eukaryota, Viridiplantae, Streptophyta, Magnoliopsida, Poales, Poaceae. The record is from RefSeq and is a predicted model, not a curated record.
CGCCCGGGCUGUGGAUGCCAAUGGCUCUUUGCUCCUUCCCGCCCGUUGGCCUCCUCCUCCUCACUAUGUUCCUCGCCUUCGCCGUAUCCACAUGCGCAACGGCCAACGGUGAGCCGCCGGCGCCGUCGCCGGCGCCGCCACCGGCGGACAGCAGGUUCCUCUGGGCGUGCUGUGCUAACACGACGAACGCGUCCAUAUGCUACGACUCCCUCCUCCCAUUCGCGGGCUCCUUCCACGGCAACCGCGUCAAGGUCGCUCGCGCCGCCGCAGUCAUCGCGUUCGGGCGCCUCCGCGGCUUCUACGACGAGCUCCGCCGCCUGCAGCUCCAGCCCGGGGGCACCGGCGCCGGGAGAGUCGCGGACAGCGCUCUGGGUUCCUGCGCGACGUCCGCCGACGUGUCCCAAGGCAGAGAGGUGGACCUGCUGGCCAUUCUCCGGCGGCUCGAGACGGCCGCCGGCAGGAGAAGAGGGGAGCAGGCGGAGUGGGACCUGCACGACGCUAAUCUAUACGCCGGCUCGGUACAGUCUUGCACCAUGUGGUGCGUGGAUGGUUUCGCGAGUGCCGGUGACGCGGCGCUGGCGUCGCCGGUGGUGAAGAAGGUGGUGGCCUGGGCCACGAACCUGCAUCUUUACGGAGACAUUGCACUGGAUCUUGUCGCUUCCAUAAAGUUAUGAAUGUGACGCAAUGUCGCAACCUAAAUGCGUGUUUGCUCUGAAUAAUCCAUCUCCUGUUGAUUCUAUUUUACUUUCUAAAAUAGUGAAGUGUUGGCCUCUUGUCGCUUUGUUUCAACAAUUCCAUGGUGGCAGCUUCCUCGCUUAAACCAAAACUGUCAGUUUAUCGCUCAAGGAUCAUGA